This is a messenger RNA of Ananas comosus (pineapple), 896 nucleotides long. Its product is annotated as early nodulin-like protein 1. Lineage: Eukaryota; Viridiplantae; Streptophyta; Magnoliopsida; Poales; Bromeliaceae. The transcript has 2 exons. Gene Ontology annotation, cellular component: plasma membrane. Gene Ontology annotation, molecular function: electron transfer activity. The coding region runs from base 100 to 735 and encodes 211 amino acids. The record is from RefSeq and is a predicted model, not a curated record.
GGUCAUCCUCAGGCCUAAGAUAGUAACCUAGGUGGGGGGGCUCAUACCAACUUAACUUCUACUUAAAAACCACCAAAAAAAAAAAAAAAAAAAAUCAUAAUGGUUAAUUCUCAUGGUUUGAUACUGGUAUGCCUUGCUUUAUUUGUGGCAAUGGCUGGUGCAACUCAGUUCAAGGUUGGAGGCUCGAAAGGGUGGAGUGCGCCUGAUCCUAAUGCAGAGUCAUACAAUCAGUGGGCGGAAAGAAACCGAUUCCAAAUUGGAGACACGCUACUGUUUGUGUACCCUCGCGACAAAGAUUCAGUCCUCCAAGUUGACAGAGAAGCCUACAGCACCUGCAACACAUCAUCCUACAUUGCCAAAUUCGACGACGGGAACACGGUCUUCACGUUCAGCCGAUCGGGUCCCUUCUACUUCGUCAGUGGCGUGGAAGCCAAUUGUCUAAAGAAGGAGUCCUUGGUGAUCGUCGUUUUGGCCGAUCGGAGCAACCGCGCAAGCCAACCGAUCUUAGCGCCUUCUCCUUCCCCAGCCUCCACACUUUCUCCUCCCCCUCUCAUUCCUUCUCCCUCAUUAGCUCCUGGUGAAGGAGAAGUCACACCACCAUCACCUUCCCCUAGUGAAGGAGAAGGAGAGACCACAGCUCCUCCCCCUCCUCCGCCAAAUGGAGCUUCUUUGAAGGUGGUGGGCUUCAUGGGAUCAUUUGGAGCUCUUAUUGGGUUUUUUUUUUUUAGUUUGUAAGAACUAAGAGGGUGAUUAGCUAUAUUUGGUGUUGUCGGUGCAAUGAGCUUGAUGAGUCAACUUUUCUUCUUUUUUUUUUAAAUUCAUUUGACAAAUAAAUACAUUGUCCUGUAAUGUUGAAGAAGAACUAAUAAGUUUGGUGGCAUCACUACUUCAAGUAA